Molecule: messenger RNA, 372 nt
Organism: Sinocyclocheilus grahami
Lineage: Eukaryota; Metazoa; Chordata; Actinopteri; Cypriniformes; Cyprinidae
Product: carbonic anhydrase 2-like
Exons: 3
Coding region: 1-252 (83 amino acids)
Biological process (GO): regulation of intracellular pH
Cellular component (GO): cytoplasm
Molecular function (GO): carbonate dehydratase activity; zinc ion binding
Source: RefSeq, a predicted model, not a curated record
AUGGUUGAAGGAAGUGUUACUGAUUUUAAGGGCUUUAACCCGAAGUGCCUCCUGCCGAACAGUCUGGAGUACUGGACGUACCCAGGCUCUCUCACAACUCCUCCACUGUAUGAGAGCGUCACAUGGAUUUUGCUGAAAGAACCUAUUUAUGUGUCUGAGAAGCAGAUGUCGGUUUAUGAAAAUGAAUGGUUGUGGAGGGAGAUGGAUGUGGGAAGCACUCCCGCUGAAUCAAAGUCAUUGGUAUUGAUGUAAAUUAGGGAUAGUCCACAGUAUCCCAGUAUGCUGGUGGUGACAGUGAAUCUGGUCAGAAAUGAUCUCAUCUGCUGACAUGAUUGCAUGUCUGGUUUCUUUAACUGAUUUUGCAUAAAUAAA